Kockovaella imperatae is the source of this 7346-nucleotide messenger RNA. RefSeq names its product CCR4-Not complex component, Not1-domain-containing protein. Gene Ontology annotation, cellular component: CCR4-NOT core complex; P-body. Gene Ontology annotation, molecular function: molecular adaptor activity. The transcript is spliced from 8 exons. Lineage: Eukaryota; Fungi; Basidiomycota; Tremellomycetes; Tremellales; Cuniculitremaceae. Gene Ontology annotation, biological process: nuclear-transcribed mRNA catabolic process, deadenylation-dependent decay. The record is from RefSeq and is a predicted model, not a curated record. Bases 166 to 7074 code for a protein of 2302 amino acids.
CUCCUCUCCUUAGCCCAUCCACCUACAUCGGGGAUGAACGAAUGUCCUCUUCCCUAAGCUCUCCCCUGUCAAUCUCAAUCCAUCCGACCUCGACAAAGUGGUCAUUACACUCUGUCCACUGGUAAUAUUCCUACCAGUCUCCUUCCUCCCUAUCCACGUUCUCUCAUGUCGAACCCCCCUCCUGGCCUCGGCGGGAGCGGGGGUGGUGCUCCCGCUGGAAGUAACAGCAACAAUGGAGGAUCUAUGCGAGGUCCACCGCCUGGAUUCGGGUCACCGUCCAGUGUGUCUUCGGGGAAUAGAACAACGGGUACAAUGAGCGGAGCGGACGGAUCAGCAGGUACGACCUCUAUCAUCAAGGCCCAGAUAUCUUUCCUGGUCUCGUCGCUGGUGGAUGACACGUAUGAAAAGGCGGCGAAUGAGAUUCGUUCGCUCGCAUCCUCCAUCAUGCCAGAGAUGUACCAUCAUUUUCUCCGUCGCAGCUCGCACAUCGCCAAUCCGACCUUGCAGACGCUCUAUCAGCAUUACGCGCGGUACAAGGAUGAUCCAGCUGCUCCUCCCCCGAGUAUACCUUCAUCUGGACAUCCCAGCUUAAACUGGCGACUGCUUUGCGAGGAGGCUUUACGCGCUUCUAGAGAUAUCAACCUCGCUCCGCACUUCGUCUCCAUCAUGCUCUCACCAGCGGCGGGUACACCACUCCCCAUCCCUUCUCUCAGAUUAUUCAACCUCGCUCCAAGCCAACUCUUUACCCUUUCCGCGUUCACCCUCGCGUCACCUCAUGUCUUUCCCACAUCUCAUCCUGCUUACGAGGCCAUACAUACCAUUCUACGCCAAAGUUAUGUCCCGACAAUGGACAUUUUACGAUCACCCAGUAUCCCUUUUUGGGCCACAAAUCCAAAUGAAUCUUCAGACGACCUCUCACUGCAAGAAGCGAGAACACUCAUUCUCGCUCUGUAUCCCCGCUCUCAAUCCUCAAACGAUUCAUCCUCCCGCCCUGCCACUCCUACCAAUCCAACUUCACCUCAUCCAUCUCCUCUGACCUCGGAACAACGGACUGGUCUCUUGUCCAGCCUGGCGAUCAAGUUCUCCUCCCCAGCCAUCAUCUUACAAACGCUGUCCGCUCUUUCACCGGGAGGACCACCUAGGUCCCCGGGAUCCAUUCCAUUGGAAGAUGUACUGUUCGAGCUUGGAGAGACCUUGACUCAGGAUGAAGGAACCGUAGAGGCGGUCAUUUAUCGAUGGUGGGGUCCAUAUCUCCUGAGCGGAGACUCGCCGGAUCAUAUAAAAUCCGUUACAGAAGAAGCGGGACGGACCAUCUUGGGCAUAUUUGAUGGUCUGCAUGAGGGAAGAUCGAUCGAUAUGCACGGUGUGGUCAAAGGCAUGUGCGCGAUUGAGUCGAUCGAUUUCCCCGAUCUCAUCCGCCAACUCGACGUACCUCAUUCACCAGCAGCAUACCCCUCAUCUAUUGGAUUCCUCAUUGCCCUACUCAUGAUUCCACCCCAGCAACCCAUCCCGCCUAUCGCUGGUCUCCUGCCAGCGGAUCUAGAAAGCCCGUCAUGGACUCACCAAGACUCGCUACUCGCUAUCCUCUCCCGCUUUUCCGUCAUGGCUCCAGAUCGCCUCCCAGUCUUUCUCGUACCCAAUGCAGCGUCGCCUACGUCUUUCGCUAGAAUUAUAGAUCCUCCCACUAAUGACCAGGCUAUGAGCACGAAGAUACGACAAGCGGCAGUCGAUCUGCAGAGCGCAGGAAUGUGGAAUAUACUUGGACUGUUCAGGGUCUUGGUGGAAGCUUGUUCGAGAGCAGAAGCUGAGCCGCAGAAUGAGCAAAGGGUCGAGAUCGGCCGAAUGGCCAUUCAACUUCUCGAGCGUGGCGCAGAGGUCGUACCCGAGAUGACCCUGAUCGCGUACGAGACGCUGCCUGGACCCCUACCCUCGGUCCUUCACGACAUGCAUCGACGGCUGCUCGGCAUGUAUCUCAGCAACUCUUUCGCCCAGAUUCAAUCCUCGCAACUGGUAUUUCAUACCCUGAAGCGGGUGAAUAUCGGAGGUCUGAUGGAUGUCCUGCUCGAGUUCUAUCAAGAAAAUGAGGCCAACCUGCCUCGAAUACUGGAAAUUGCUCAGGAAGUCAAAAUCCUGGACAAGCUUUUGAGCGCAGACAAUAUCUUUUACUCUUUGGAUGUCGCUUGCCUUGCCGCCACUGAGAAGUACAUCAAUCUCGAAAAAUGGCUCGCAGACGGUGUGGAUGUCAAAGGGCACGAGUUCCUCGAGGGCGUGUUCGAUUUUGUGGAGAACAAGGUUCGAGCAGAAAUUGAUGCGAAGCACCAACCAGACUCUGCCCCGAAGCCUCCUAAUCGCUUGGACAUCGAAGUGUACUCCAUCUUCAUCCGGGUCAUUCGUCGCGCCCCCGAGCUAUCGCGCGAAGAUAUCUCUCGAUUCAAGCAUUUGAGGACCGAUAUUCUCAUCGUGAACCCGAAACUGCUCAACUUGCGCCCGGGUUCUACCGAAGAGCAAGGCUUCACGGUCGCCAAGUUUGACAAGGCAAAGACUGAGCAAGCCGACAAGAUGUUCCAGCGAAUGUACGGCGGUCACAUUCAGCUGGACGAUGUGGUCAAGGACCUGAAGCGCUUGAUGCAGUCGGAUGAUCCAAACGAUAAGGAGACAUUUGCCUGCGCCGUGCACGCUCUUUUCGACGAGCAUGCCUUCGUCAAGAAUUAUCCCCCAAACGAGCUCACCAUGACCGGUAUCCUUUUUGGAGCCAUCAUCGACUACAGAUUGGUCAAGGACAUUCCGGCAUUCGUGGCGACAAGAUACGUGCUGGACGCUUGCAAGACGCCGCCUCACGAGCCAGUCUACCAAUUUGGUAUCAACGCGCUGAGCGUUUUGCGGGCCUCAUUGGUCGAUUUCCCCGGACUCUGCCGCUCGCUUCUGGAGAUUCCGGCUCUGCACGAGUCGCAUCCGGUGCUCAUCAACGACAUUAUGAAUGCUCUGGCCGAACGAGAAGACUUGGAUCAGCAAGGCGGUGUCAAGCUCGCCUUCCCUGCUCUCAAACUGCCAGUCAUGGUUGAGGAAGGCGUCGAUGAGUUUGUCGAGCCUGAACCGACCAAGAAGGAUCGGAUCAUGUUCAUCAUCAAUCAAAUUGAUCCAAGCAACUAUGAUGCUAGAUCGAAAGACCUGAUAUCGCUCUUCGAAGACCAGUACUCCCGUUGGUUUGCACACUAUUUCAUCGACGUGCGAGUCAGUUUGGAGCAAAACAGGCACGAGAUCUAUUUGCAGCUACUGGAAGCUAUCAAUUCCCCUGUGUUGGAGCGACACGUCCUUUGGGAGACGUACCGAAAGGCAAGGGAUCUCAUCAACGCCGAAGCGACCAUCAACUCGGCGGCGGAACGUGCCACUUUGAAGACGGUCGCUUUGUGGUUGGGACGUAUCACGCUGGCACGUAACAUCCCUAUUCGACUGCGGGAUUUGUCCCUCAAAGAUCUCUUGAUUCAAGGGUUCGACAAUCAACGAUUGAUUGUGGCCAUACCGUUCGUCUGCAGUCUGCUGUCUCAAUGCGAGCACUCAGCAGUCUUCCACCUGCCAAAUCCCUGGCUCACUUCAAUCCUGAGAUUGUUAAUCGAAUUCUACCACUUUGCGACGCUCAAGCUCAACCUGAAAUUCGAGAUUGAAGUCUUGUUUAAGAACAAGCUUUACGUCGACAAGGACUCGAUUCAGCCCUCCGACGUGUUGCGAACUCACAUUCCACCACCGCCGCCCCAGGAGGAUGUUCCUGACCGCUUGCAUCAAGAGUAUCUUCGCGCGACUGCAGAACUGGAGAACGAGAACCAGCGAUUCGAGCAGCCUCCCCUGGACCCUGCAUUUGCUCGGAUGCAAGCUUUCCAGAACGAACAGGCGGCUCAAGCGGCUCAAGACGCUUUCAUGCGACGGGUCGAUGAGCUGGUGGCUUCGCUCCCGGAAUACCUUGUCUUCAGCCCAGAGUAUCCAAUAUUCACGGCGCCGACGCUUCAACGAGUUGUGCACCAUUCCAUCAAUCGCGCCAUUCGAGACAUAGUCCAGCCUGUUGUGGAGCGCUCAGUCACUAUUGCAGGUAUCUCGUCUCGAGAUCUCGUACAAAAGGACUUUGGCAUGGAAGGCGAUGCGUCAAAGAUGCGACACUCUGCACACCUUAUGGUUCAGAAUCUCGCUGGCAACCUCGCCAUUGUGACCUGCAAGGAACCUCUACGAAGUUCAAUGAUCAACAAUAUCCGGACCAUGCUGAGUCAGAAUGGAUUCACCGAGGACAACAUGCCGGAUGCCAUGAUUGCCGGUGUUGUGAACGACAAUAUCGAUGCAGGGUGCGGGGUUAUUCGCAAGGCAGCCAUGGAGAAGGCCGUCAAGGACAUCGACGUCAACCUUGCACCUCAAUACGCUGCCAGACGUGCCCAUCGCGAGGCUGGAAGUAGACAACCGUUCUGGGACGGAGCAUCGUUCGGAGUCGCCUUAUCACAUGCUGCCCUCCCAGAUGCUCUUCGACUGCACAGCGGCGGUCUGGGUCCAGCGCAGCUGCGAGUUUAUGAAGACUUUGGCGAGCCAUCGCGGAUCUUGCAGGCGACUGGACCUGCUGCGAGCGCUAACGGGGACUACGGCUAUCACCAGCAGGAUCGAUUGCUCCCAUCCGAUCAUGCCAGACGAGGCAUGGCUUCGCCUCUGUAUCCUGAUGCAGAGGUCCGAGCCCCUUCACCCCGAGUGUUAUCUGCUCAAGCGGCAUUGGAAAAGUUCCAGGAGAUUGUCCAGGAUAUCGAAAAAGUCCUUGCGCAAGCUCCUGCUCAGAGUCUGGUCUCGCUAUCACCAGAGUCUGAGAUCAGAAAUUUGCUCCGAGGUGUCAUCUAUAUCGCCAAUAGCUCAUCGAAUCGAGAAGGCACGACGCUGGUCAUUGCUCAAAAAGUCGUCCAACUAUUGUACAAGACUGCAACGCCAUUAGGACGAGAGGUAUACGUCUUCCUGCUCCAGCAGUUGUGCGAGUUGUCCAAAAAGGUCGAGAAAGAAGUCAAACAUUGGUUGAUCUAUGCCGAGGACAACCGCAAACUUAACGUCUCUGUCGUUGUCACGCUUGUAAGGACCGCAUUUAUCAACGUGCAGGAUCUCGACACUCAGCUUGCAUCCGUCAUUCGACGAGCAUACGCGCCUGAAAUGAUGGAUUUCGUCGCCGAAUUAAUUCGAGAAUGCUCUCUGGCAGAAGACGCCGUUAUCUCCAGGACUGGCUUUGCGUCGUGUCUCGCUGCGCUUCUCGAGGCUCACGACAAAAAUCGAUCCACGCAGAUUGUCGACAAGCUGCUGGGCGACAUGCGAGGUCCCCGAGCACCUCAAGACUUGGCACUUGAGCCUAUCAAAGAUUCCAGCAAGACGUCAGAUGUCGAUCCUGAGCUCAAGGAAAGGCUCACGCAGUACUUUUUGGAAUGGGUCAGGCUGUACAGCAAGUCGAAGCCUGAUACGGCGUUUGUUCCCUAUGUCACUUUCUUGACCAAGGAGAACAUUCUUCGGGGUGAUGAUGUGUCUUCGGCAUUCUACCGCACCGCAGUCAACACUGCUGUUGAUCUGGACACUGGCAAACUGGACUCGGCGCCUAGCUUUUUCGGUACAGACGCGUUGGCUAGCCUUAUCAUUUUCAUCAUCAAGCAUUGUGCAGACAAGAAUACGGCUGCGGGCAUCGAGCGACAGGUGUACUAUUUCAACAAGAUUCUCACGAUCGCAUCGUACACCUUGAUUCAGCGCCAUUCGGAGGACUCAUUCUCACAAAGACCUUGGGCUCGACUGUUCUCGAGUAUCCUCUCCGAGCUAUCGAGCUACAAGUCCGGUCUGCCCGAAACGUACGUCGGCUGCCUAAAGGCGUUCUCCAAUGUCCUUGGCUUCAUCCAACCGAUCUACGCGCCCAAAUUUGCCUUUGGCUGGUUGUCGAUCCUCUCACAUCGUCGUUUCAUGCCUGCCAUGCUGAGUCUGCCUCGAGAGGUCGGAUGGGACGACUACAAUCGUGGACUGAUGUGGCUCCUGCGGUUCCUGGAGCAUUUCCUCCAGGGCGAAAUGUCGCACCCAUCGCUUGGCAUCUAUCAAGCUACCAUUCGACUGCUGCUCGUCAUCUUGCACGACUUCCCCGAAUUCCUGGACGAGUAUUAUCAUCCUCUGACGACUGCCAUCCCCCACAACUGCCUCCAACUGCGAAACAUUGUCUUAUCUGCAUUCCCAGAUUCGAUCAAACCUCUCCCGGAUAUCUACACUCGUCUCGAUGCUCUCGUGCACGAGAUGCAGCACUUCCCUACCGUCCGAGGAGAAUACGUCGAAGCUUUGUCGGCUGGGGGUAUCCGUGCAGCCAUUGAUCAGCAUGUUCGAACGGGCAUGCCGGCGUUGCCUGCAAUCGUGAUGGAGUUGAAGAAUCGCAUUGCCGUCAAGACGAUGGCACCUGGAGGGGAGCCCAGGAUCCACUGGAACAGAACUUUGCUGCAUGCUGCGGUAUUCUACCUGGGUACUUCCUGUGUCGGGCGAACGGCGAGACAGACUGGUAUGGCAGAGUUUGAUCCCAAGGCACCCGAAGUCGCCAUCUUGACCGAGUUGGCACAUGCUUUGGAUUCGGAUGGCCAACACCACAUGCUCAGUGUCAUCGCCGAUCAGUUGCGGUACCCUUCGGCGCACACUUUGUUCUACAUCCACUUCAUGUUGUUCCUCUUCCUGCACUUCUCUCGGACCGUCGACUCGCCCGUCCCCGAAUACAUCAGCCGAGUGUUGCUGGAGCGAGUGAUUGUGCAUCGACCUCAUCCUUGGGGAUUGGUCGUAACGUUUAUCGAGUUAAUGGACAACGAGGUGUACAAUUUCUGGGGACAAGGCUUUGUCCGAGCUGAGGAAGAGAUCUUCAUGAUCUUUGUUCAAGCUCAAAAGAGUAUCGCCGGGCAGUCUAAUCAUCAAGGUGGUUUCCAUGGACAGGGUCAUGGAAGCCAGAACGAGUCGAUUGCUGGUACAAGUAGUAGUCUGCCCGUCGGAGCAUCUGCAGAGACAUAUCGCUCCGGUGCGCUUUCGGGAGAUCGGGUUGAAACCGCUAGUGGAGGAAUGUAAGGCACGCGAUGGUACUUGUUUUGGACUUUGAUCCAGCUUAGAGGAUUCACAAUCAUCCUUGUAUCAACAUCACAAAAGGUCAUUAUACGUUCUUUCUUCACGUGCAACCAAGUCUCCUCUUCUCGCUUCAUGGCCAUGGAUCAAUGACUUGGGGAUCUCCCGGCAUAAUCUGAUAUACCCCUUCCUCGAGUUGUCCUCUCAUGUUCUCACCAACCGGCCUUGACCAGAAAAACUCUCAACAGAACGCUCUCAACAGUUGUCACUUUGCGGGG